UCAUCGUCGUUGCGAUUUUACAAUGGUUCCAACAGAGAAAUUAAUAGAAUUAGUUAAAAAAUAUCCAAUACUUUAUGAUUUGUCACACGAGGACUAUAAAAAUAUUAGAAAGAAGGAUAAAAUAUGGGAUGAAAUUGGUCAAGAGAUGAAAGAAUGCCGUGAGGAACUAAAGAGAAGGUGGAGAAGUUUACGUGAUUCUUAUGUGCGAUACUUAAGAGUAAUCAAAACAAGAACUGAGCAAGGUGCACAAAAUAAAACAUGGCAAUGGGCUGAAAGUAUGAAAAUGUUCCAACCUAUCUUGCUUUUUGCUAAAACCUCUUCAAAUGUGCCGGAAGUUGCGACUAAUGUAGAGUCUGCAACUGAGAAAGAUGAUGGUGUAGAUGUUUCGCGUAAUGAAGAGAGUGAAAUUGGUGAUAGAUCUGAGGUACCCUGA
Messenger RNA from Diabrotica virgifera virgifera (western corn rootworm), 433 nucleotides. Its product is annotated as transcription factor Adf-1-like. Lineage: Eukaryota; Metazoa; Arthropoda; Insecta; Coleoptera; Chrysomelidae. The transcript is spliced from 2 exons. Gene Ontology annotation, biological process: regulation of transcription by RNA polymerase II. The coding region runs from base 23 to 433 and encodes 136 amino acids. Gene Ontology annotation, cellular component: nucleus; transcription regulator complex. The record is from RefSeq and is a predicted model, not a curated record.